AUGAGUUCUAUUGACAUCACUGAACUCGCUGCCUUCAUGCAGCCGUGGUCUUGGAAGGGCCUCGCUGUUGCUGUCGGCAUCGUUCCGAUCCUGAGUGUCGCCUUGUGGUGGAUCGCCGUCUCCCUCACCUCUCCCCUCAGGAAGUUUCCUGGGCCAGCUCUAGCAGCCUGGACGAAUCUUUGGCGACUGCAAGUCGUAAGGGCCGGGAAUUAUCACGUGAAGAUCAAGGAGCUUCACGAGAAGUACGGGCCCGUCGUUCGCAUCGGCCCCAACACUCUGGACCUUGAUGUUCCCCAGCUCAUCAAGACCCUUUAUGGAACUGAUGGAAAAUGGAGAAAGACCGAGUUCUACCACAACAACAGUGCCAUUAUCGAUGGCAAGAUCACGUACCAUCUUUUCAGUACCACGGACCAGGCCGAACAUGCACGGAUGAAGCGACCCAUUGCCAAGUACUACUCCCAGAGCAGUGUCAGCGGUAUCGAGCCCCUUUUCGAUACCUUGAUUGGCGACUUCUGUGGUCACUUGGAGAAGAGAUUCAUGAGCGGCUCAGCGCCCAAAGAGUGUGAUCUCGGCGAGUGGAUUGGCUUUUACUCCUGGGACGCAAAUGGUGCUGCAUCAUUCAGUCAGCGAUUUGGCUACAUGGACGAAGGCUACGACUACGAUGGAACCAUUGGUAUUUCCGACAAAGCUCUUGACUACUUCGCCGCCGUUGGACAGAUGCCAUUCCUGGACUUCCUCCUCGACAAGAACCCCAUCAUGCGAAUCGGACCUCCCAACCUGGCCAACAUCACACGCAUCUCCCUCGAGCAUUUGAUCUCCCGCAUGCAAGGAAAGGACUCAAACUUCGACCCCAAGGUUCCGGAUUUCCUGCAACACUUCAUCGAAUCCAAAGAGAGCCACCCAGAGCUCGUGAACGACGGUAUCAUCAUGGGCUACCUGCUGGUCAACCUGCUGGCCGGCGCUGACACGACUGCCAUUACCGUUCGCGCGAUCUUUUGGUAUGCCCUCCACGACCUCAGGGUAUACCAGAAGCUGGAAGAAGAGGUUCUUGCGGCGGAUCUUUCCGCUGAUGUGUGCUCCUUCAGCUCAGCCCGCGCGCUCCCCUAUCUCGAAGCUGUUGUUCGCGAGGCUAUGCGCAUGCACCCUGGUGUUUGUAUGUUGCUGGAGCGCUACGUUCCCGAGGUUGGCUUGACUUUGCCGGAUGGAAGCUAUGUCCCAGCCAACACGUCUGUCGGAAUUAACCCUUAUGUCGCCGGCCGCAAUAAGAGCAUUUGGGGUGCUGACGCUGACACUUACCGUCCGGAGAGAUGGCUGCAAAACCCCGGGGAGACCGACAUUGCGUACAAGGAGCGGCUUCGUCUGUUCAACGCCUCGGACCUGACCUUUGGCGGCGGCUCGCGGGUUUGCAUUGGACGCAACCUUGCGCAUCUUGAAGUUUACAAGAUUGUUGCAACCUUGGUUCGCAGGUAUUCCAUUUCCCUCGUGGAUAUGAACCAACCGUGGGAGGUUACAGGAAGCUGGUUCCCAAGACAGAAGGGUCUGAAGUGCUACUUGAAGAAGCGAGAGCAGUAA
Colletotrichum karsti is the source of this 1572-nucleotide messenger RNA. RefSeq lists its product as uncharacterized. The coding region runs from base 1 to 1572 and encodes 523 amino acids. The transcript is spliced from 6 exons. The record is from RefSeq and is a predicted model, not a curated record. Gene Ontology annotation, molecular function: oxidoreductase activity, acting on paired donors, with incorporation or reduction of molecular oxygen; iron ion binding; heme binding. NCBI's taxonomy places the organism in Eukaryota, Fungi, Ascomycota, Sordariomycetes, Glomerellales, Glomerellaceae.